UUCGGGGGGCAGAUCCUUCAGAACACGCCCUGGUAGAAAAGGUAGGACCCCCGCCCUGCAGGAGCAGAGCCGUCCGGAUCCAGCCCGGACCCGGACCCGGACCAGCUGCGCCCAUGUCCCCCCCACAGGCUCCCGCCGGACCCUCAUCAGAUGAAAUCAGAACUUUGGACCCAGUUCGGAUCCGCAGCUCGGAACACCUGGAGGUCCUGAAGAUCCACCAUGAGCAGGAAGACCCGGCGCUGGGUCUGCCACUUCUUCCUCUGCCUGGGGGUCCUGUAUCUGAGGACCGGGGGUCUGUCCUCGGUGGUCGCGCUGGGAGCCAGCAUCAUUUGUAAUAAAAUCCCGGGUCUGGCCCCCCGACAGAGGACCAUCUGUCAGAGCCGGCCCGACGCCAUCAUCGUGGUCGGGGAGGGGGUCCAGAUGGGCAUCAGUGAGUGCGGGUUCCAGUUCCGACACGGCCGCUGGAACUGCUCGGCCCUGGGGGAGAGGACCGUGUUCGGGAGGGAGCUCAGAGUGGGCAGUAAGGAGGCUGCCUUCACCUACGCCAUCAUAGCUGCCGGUGUCGCUCAUGCAGUCACAACGGCCUGCACGCAGGGGAGCCUCAGCGGCUGCAGCUGCGACAAGGAGAAGCAGGGCCUCUACAACCAAGAGGAGGGCUGGAAGUGGGGGGGCUGUUCUGCAGACGUCCACUAUGGCCUGGGGUUUUCUAAGGCGUUUGUGGAUGCCCGGGAGAUCAAGCAGAAUGCCAGGACGCUCAUGAAUUUACACAACAACGAAGUGGGACGCAAGGUUCUGGAGAAGGGCAUGCAUCUAGAGUGCAAGUGUCACGGCGUCUCUGGAUCCUGCACCACCAAGACGUGCUGGAUGACGCUCCCCAAGUUUCGUCAGCUGGGCUACAUGCUGAAAACCAAGUACAACCAGGCCAUCCAGGUUGAGGCAAUGCGCUCCAGCCGCAACAAACGUCCCACCUUCCUGAAGAUUAAGAAGCUUCCCUCCUACCGCAAACCCAAAGACACGGACAUGGUCUAUAUCGACAGGUCACCCAACUACUGUGAGGCCGACCAGCUGACAGGCAGCAUGGGAACACAGGGGCGUCUGUGCAACAAAACAGCUCAGCAACCCAACAGCUGUGACCUGAUGUGCUGCGGCCGAGGAUACGACACGCACCAGUACUCACGUGUCUGGCAGUGCAACUGCAAGUUCCUGUGGUGCUGCUAUGUCAGGUGCAACACCUGCAGCGAAAGGACAGUGGUGUACACCUGUAAAUAGACUAUUUUAUGCUCUGCUAGACUGAACUGUGAGUUUGUGUGAGCAUGUGUGUAUGGGUGUGUAGUUAAUACUGUGAGUUUCAGGAGUUUUCAUUUCUUUUGGUAUUCUGUCCAUUUUGUUGCCUUGCAUCCUGGAAUUUAUAUGGAUUUUUAAUUUGAUUAAAAGCAACAUUUCUCAAAAAAAAAAUACAAAAAGUUAGUGAAGUUGAGGAGGAAAAAUUGUUCUAAAUAACUUAAAAGUAGAUCAAAUUGAAAAGUGGUGCAUGCAUAUGUGUUCACCAAUGUUCAAACAUUAACUUUAGAUGACACCUACUUAGUUAAUUAAGAUCCACCUCCAUUCCACCACAUGCUAAAGGUGACUGAUUGCACUGAGAUCUUGUGUCUGUGGAGACCUUUGGAGGUCAGUGAAAUGAUAGCCUCCAGAAUCAACAUUGUCCAACAACUCUGAGUAGUGCAGGCCACCACCAAGCAAGAGGCCACUAAAGGCUGCACAGAGUUGAGCAUUUUGGAAGAGUGUUGGGAAAAAUACAUUGAUGAAAGAAGAAAAUGCCAGACUGUUAAGAUUGUUUCCCCCAAAAUUGUGGUGGUCAGAUGAGACCAAACAGCAAUGAACAACUUCAUGUCUGAGCUAAACCUACAUUUCACCAUGCUGAGAUCACCAUUCCUACAGUGAAGCAUGGUGAUGGCAGCUUCAUACAGUAGGGAUGUCUUUUAUUAUUAAGGACUGGGAAACUGAUGGAUAGAGCAAAAUACGCUGACAUUCCUCAGAGGAACUUGUUGGAGUCUUCCAGAGAUUUAGAACUUGGACAGCUUUACAACUUGGUCCACCUUCCUGCAGGAUAUAGACCAUAAACACACUGAUGGUGGAACACUCCACUGGUUUAAGGAUAACCAGUUGAAGGUCCUGGAAUGGUCCAGUCAAACACUAAAACUACUCCAACAGGGAAAUUCUGGUUUAAUUUAAAGAUUGUUGGACCAGAGCUGCUCCAACCUGAAAGGGCUGUAGCAGUUUAGUUAUAAAGAAUGGACUAAAAUGUUAGAUGGGCCAAUGGUUGGAUGAUUCAAUGGUUGGAUGGUUGGAUGGAUCAAUGGUUGGAUGGUCCAGUGCGUCAAUGGUCCAAUGCUUUGAUGGUUGGAUAAUCAAGAUGGUCCAAUGGGUGAAUGGUUGGAUAGACUAAUGGUUGGAUGGAUGGAUAGUCUAAUGGUUGGAUGGUCCAAUGGUUGGAUAGUUGGAUAGUCUAAUGUUUGGAUGGUCCAAUGGUUGGAUAAUUGGAUAGACUAACCCCUAAUUUACACUACUUGCAUUCCGUCUCCGCUCCGCUGCGGUCCGA
Molecule: messenger RNA, 2599 nt
Organism: Austrofundulus limnaeus
Lineage: Eukaryota; Metazoa; Chordata; Actinopteri; Cyprinodontiformes; Rivulidae
Product: protein Wnt-7a
Exons: 4
Coding region: 220-1269 (349 amino acids)
Biological process (GO): cell fate commitment; multicellular organism development; neuron differentiation
Cellular component (GO): extracellular region
Molecular function (GO): cytokine activity; frizzled binding
Source: RefSeq, a predicted model, not a curated record